AGCUUUGUACAAUGCUGAAUGGUGCGACAAAAUUGCGAGCAAAGCUCUUCAAAGCUUGGACUCGCGGAAAAAAAAUUUUAUUGAGGAGCUACCGCUAACGGAAGACCUAAAAGCCUUCACCGAAUAUCUAGAUAAAAAUCUCCCCAUUCGGAUGGAACUUUUAAAAAAAAAUCCAACAGUCGAUUCCUAUAAAGGCCUAAUCCACAUCACCUCAGCGAAAAUAAUAACUUUCAAUAAGCAGCGGAGCGGCAUAGCCGGAAGGCUAUUGAUUGAAGACUAUGAGAAACGACCAAAAAAUUUCAAGCCUACCGAGGAGUUUAAUCAAACCCUCAGUGCUCUUGAAAAGCAGCUUGCUAAAGUUUUUGAAGUGGUUACAAUUUUCAACAAACGAAAGGGUUUUGUUUGGUUAUUAUUGACGCCCCCCGUCGUUAAAGCUAUCGACUUAUUACUUCAAUUUCGGAAGCAUCACAACAUCAAGGCCUCAAUUCAGGAAGAGAACAAAUUUGUCUUCCCUGUUGUCUCAAAUAGGAUUAAAUCCCUAAAGAGCAUCAGGGGAGACAAGUGUGUCACAGAAUGUGUGGCUUUGUGUGGCCUAAAACGCCCUGAGUUGCUCUCGAGCAGGAAAAUGCGGAAAUACACUGCCACUGUCAUUCAGUAUAUGGCUUUACCGGAAAAUCAAAUGUCUUGGGUAACGAAACACCUAGGACACAGCCUAGGAGUUCACCUGCAACACUACAGGCAGCAUGAAACUGCUUUGGAAAUCACAAAAAUCUCUAAAAUGAUGUUUGCUGUAGACCAUGGGUGCCUCCUUAAAUUUCAGAACAAAACUCUAGACGACAUCACCCUUGAAGAUAUUCCUCUGGACAAUUUUCUGGAAGAGGAUAAUGGAACAGAUGAUGAAACUGAUGAGCUGAAUAACCUAUGUGAACAGAACACGGAAGAAGUUCAAACGUCGGAUUCAGCACGCCGGGGAAAGAGGCGGCCCCUUUUAAAGGCAACAGAAAACAUACCAGACAUUCCUCUGGAUAAGGUUUUGGAAGAGGAAACUGGAAAGGACGAUAAAACUGAUGAGCUGAAUAAUGUAUGUGAACAGAACACGGAACGGAAGAAGUUCAAACCUCGAAUUCAGCACGCCGGGGAAAGAGGCGGCCCCCUUUAAAGGCAACAUAAAACAUACCAGAUAUGAUGGUUGAUGACUGCAACAAAGACGACAAGGACGAUAGUGAUUAUGAUCCGUCAAGUGAUUCGGAUGAUCAAGUUGUAGUAAAGUUGAAGAAACAGAAAAUGAGUAGAAAAGAGAGUGCGCUCAACCGGAGGCCGUGGUCUUUUGCUGAAGACUCUGCUGUACGAGCAUUCUUUCAGCUUGAAAUCAGGAAUGGAAAAAAUAUUGGCAAGGCCGAAGCACUGAAGUGCAAAUCGGCAAAUCCUAGCCUGGCCAAUAGAGAAUGGAAGGAUAUUAAGUUCAAGGUCAAGAACCUUAUUACCUCCACCAACAGAGCCCUGAAUAGGGGCUAAAGCUGGUCCACCGCCAUCAAAAAUGAUUCGGAUGCGCCACUAAAAGAUGGUUCCAGUACUCCAUUUCGCUGGCAUUUCCGCCGUAUGGCCGGAAACGGAACAGCAAAAUAACCUUGAUGACUUGAAUCCGUGGUGGUGUUUCCGGUGAAUUUUUGUCGCCAUUGGUGCAUUACGGUAUGAGCAAGCGAAAGGCGCAGACAGAUUUGCGGACGGAGGUGCUUCGAAAAGCUUUCAUCAAGAAAAGAAAAAUAAUGGAAAGUGUAGAUCUAUGUAAGUUCUUCACCCAAUGGCUUAAUUUUGUUAAUUUUUUGUACCUGGUCAUGGUGAGUUCCUUCACAAUUUUCUAAUACCUGAUAUCAGUAUGUCGAUGGCUGAAGUUGGAAAAUGGGUAUCUUCACCUACUUAGACGGUUACAAAUCGCCCAUUUAGUGUCGUCUCUGUUUAAAGUAACUCUUAUCGACAGAUCUCCUUGAAAUGUUCUGUGAGUAUUAUUGGAUUACAUUUAGCAAAAAGGAACCAGCGCAAUUACAGCGUUUUUAAAAUUGUGCAA
Messenger RNA from Bemisia tabaci, 2065 nucleotides. The record is from RefSeq and is a predicted model, not a curated record. NCBI's taxonomy places the organism in Eukaryota, Metazoa, Arthropoda, Insecta, Hemiptera, Aleyrodidae.